GCUUGAGAGAGAGAGAAAGAAAGAAAGCUACAGAUAGAGGAGUGAGUGGUGUGUGGACACUGUCCUACACAGAUUACUGGAGAGGAACUGCAUCCAAACACAGAGCCAAGCUGUACAAGGAGAUAGACCAACACAGCCACAGGCGAGUGGAGUGAGCACUGAUGGACAGAAGGGAGCUGAGCAGCCCGCCUCGGUACUGCUGACGAUGAGCGAUCCCUUUGCCUGAAGAUGGAAACAUUGGAGUCGGAGCUGACCUGCCCAAUCUGCCUGGAGUUGUUUGAGGAUCCUCUACUCUUGCCUUGCGCCCACAGCCUGUGCUUUAAUUGUGCCCAUCGUAUCCUCGUGUCGCACUGCGCCUCCAGUGAGACCAUCGACUCCAUCGCAGCCUUCCAGUGCCCCACCUGCCGCUAUGUCAUCUCCCUGAACCACCGCGGGCUGGAGGGGCUUAAACGCAAUGUAACUCUGCAGAACAUCAUCGACCGCUUCCAGAAAGCCUCGUUGAGCGGAUCCAACUCCCCGAGCGAGUGCCGGCGGGAGCGAGCACCCCGGACCCCCGUCACCAUGUCGUGCGAGCGUGUGCAGUGUCAGUUCUGCGAGCAGGAGCCGGCCAGGGAGGCGGUGAAGACCUGCGUGACCUGCGAGGUGUCGUACUGCGAUCGCUGCCUCAGGGCCACGCACCCCAACAAGAAGCCCUUCACCGGCCACCGGCUGGUGGAGCCCAUCCCCGACUCCCACCUCCGUGGCCUCAUGUGCCUGGAGCACGAGAACGAAAAGGUGAAUAUGUACUGUGUGACGGACGAUCAGCUGAUCUGUGCCUUAUGCAAACUUGUGGGCCGGCACCGGGAACACCAGGUCUCCUCUCUGAGUGAGAGAUAUGACAAGCUGAAGCAAGCUCUGGAGGCUAAUCUGACUAACCUUGUGAAGAGGAACAGUGAGUUGGAGUCACAGAUGGGACGCCUCAUUCAGAUCUGCCAGCAGGUGGAGGUGAACACAGCCCUGCAGGAGGCCAAGCUGAAGAAGGAGUGCGAUGAGCUGAUGGACAUCAUUCGGCAACGGAAGCAGGUCAUUGCUGUGAAAAUCAAAGAGGGAAAGAACGUGACUGAACGAGUCGCCAUGGCAACCGCAUCCUCUCAAGUCCUGAUCCCAGACAUCAACCUGAACGAAGCCUUCGAAAACUUUGCCUUAGAUUUCUCCCGAGAGAAGAGACUGCUGGAGGGCCUGGACUACCUGACAGCCCCGAACCCUCCAAGUAUCCGGGAGGAGCUAUGCACAGCUUCCCAUGACACGGUCACGGUGCACUGGACCUCAGAGGAUGAGUUCAGUGUGGGCUCGUACGAGUUACAGUACACCAUCUUCACCGGGCAAGCCAACUUCAUCAGUCUGUACAACUCGGUUGAUAGUUGGAUGAUCGUACCUAACAUCAAGCAGAACCACUACACAGUACACGGCCUUCAGACAGGGACCAGAUACAUCUUUAUCGUCAAGGCCAUCAACCAGGCCGGGAGCCGCAACAGUGAGCCGGCCAGACUGAAGACUAACAGUCAGCCGUUUAAGAUAGACCCCAGGACGGCCCACAAGAAGCUGAAGUUGUCUAACGAUGGGCUGGCGAUGGAGCGCGAGGAGAACUCUCUGAAGAAGAGCCACACGCCUGAGCGGUUCAGCAGCCAGGGCAGCUACGGGGCGAUGGGCAAUGUCUACAUCGACAGCGGCUGUCACUACUGGGAGGUCCUGCUGGGCAGCUGUACUUGGUACGCAGUGGGCGUGGCCUACAAGUCGGCCCCGAAGAACGAGUGGAAUGGGAAGAACUCCUCGUCCUGGGUUUUUUCUCGCUGUAACAACAGCUUCAGCGUGCGGCACAACAGCAAGGAGCUGGGGGUGGAGGCCAGCCUGCAGCUGCGGAGGUUGGGGGUGCUGCUGGACUACGACACCAAUUCCCUGGGUUUCUACGACGCCAUGAAUGCCCAGCACCUGCACACCUUCAACAUCUCCUUCGUGCUGCCCGUCUCGCCCACCUUCACCAUCUGGAACCGCUCCCUCAUCAUCCUCUCGGGGCUGCCAGUCCCCGACCCCCUGGACUGCACCGAACAGCAGGACUGCAUCUGCCGGCCCCAGGGGGAGUCGCCCUACGUCUCGGGGCUAAAACUCAACCAGUAGCACCCGGACUGAAGCCGACCUGGAUCUUUAGCAAAUCUCUGCUUCCCCCCCACCCUCCCC
This is a messenger RNA of Callorhinchus milii (elephant shark), 2214 nucleotides long. Its product is annotated as probable E3 ubiquitin-protein ligase MID2. The record is from RefSeq and is a predicted model, not a curated record. Bases 229 to 2154 code for a protein of 641 amino acids. Gene Ontology annotation, molecular function: zinc ion binding; protein binding. Lineage: Eukaryota; Metazoa; Chordata; Chondrichthyes; Chimaeriformes; Callorhinchidae. The transcript is spliced from 10 exons.